AUGUACCUCCGGCCCACAGCACCACCCCCUCCACUUGAACAGCCGGUCAGUACCCCAAGCGGCACCACCACUCCCAUCAUCAGUGCUGACACAGGAACCCACUGCAUAAGUCGGCCCCUAGACCUGGUGUUCAUUAUCGACAGUUCACGUAGUGUGCGCCCCGCAGAAUUUGAGAAGGUCAAAAUCUUCCUGGCUGACAUGGUCGACACCCUCGACGUUGGCUCGGAUGCCACGCGGGUGGCCGUCGUGAACUACGCUAGCACGGUGAAGAUCGAGUUCCUUCUCAAGACGCACUUCGACAAGGCAGGCCUGAAGGCAGCGCUGGGCCGCAUCAAAUCUCUAGCUGCUGGUACAAUGACUGGCCUGGCUAUCAAGACGGCCAUGGAGGAGACCUUCACUGAGGAGUCAGGCUCCCGGCUAGCUAACAAGAACAUUGCCAAGGUGGCCAUCAUCGUAACCGAUGGACGUCCCCAGGACACGGUGGAGGAGGUGGCCGCGGCAGCGAGGGCGGCGGGCAUCGAGAUCUACGCAGUGGGGGUGGACAGGGCGGACAUGAAGUCCCUGCGUCUCAUGGCCAGUCUGCCCCUGGAUGAACACGUGUUUUACGUGGAGACCUAUGGCGUCAUUGAGAAGCUCACAUCCAAGUUCAGGGAAACCCUGUGUGGUGUGGAUGCCUGUGUCUUGGGACACGACUGCAACCACAUGUGUGUCAAGAACAACAACUCGUACACCUGCAAGUGUCGAGAUGGCUAUACACUGAAUGCGGACAAGAAAACAUGUGCACUUUGUUCUCGGGCUGCAGGGCCGGAACUCGACCUGAUCUUGCUCAUCAACAGCUCCAAGAGCAUCCACCCUGACAACUUUAAGCUGGUGAAGCGUUUCGUGGUGCAUCUGGUGGACUUGCUCCAAGUCGGCCCUGGCGCUGUACAGGUCGGCCUGAUCCAGUACUGCAGCCAAGUCCGGACCGAGUUCACCUUAAACCAGCACCGGACUGACAAAGCUUUGAAGGAGGCGGUGAGAGGUGUUCCCAAGGGCUCCAUGACCGGUCUGGCCCUGCACCACCUGUUGGAUAGGAGCUUCACCGAGGGAGAGGGCGCCAGGCCAAUGUCAGCCAACGUGCCUCGGGACAGUGUGGAGAUAUACACAGUCGGUGUUGUUAAAACAGAGGAGAGAGAGCUCCAGGAGAUAGCCUCUGUGCCCAACAGCCAGCAUUACUUUCACUUGGCCAACUUUGGCACCAUCGACUCCAUAGCUCACACCUUAAAGAGCAAGUUGCGCCAAAGUAAGGAAGAAGGAAAUGGAUGA
Messenger RNA from Salvelinus sp. IW2-2015, 1305 nucleotides. NCBI's taxonomy places the organism in Eukaryota, Metazoa, Chordata, Actinopteri, Salmoniformes, Salmonidae. The record is from RefSeq and is a predicted model, not a curated record.